Molecule: messenger RNA, 216 nt
Organism: Anisakis simplex (herring worm)
Lineage: Eukaryota; Metazoa; Nematoda; Chromadorea; Rhabditida; Anisakidae
Source: the annotation of a GenBank genome assembly
AUGCUUCUAAGCAUCAUUCUAGUUGCCCUCACUGCAGUGCCGUUAUCGCACGGAGAAAGUGCUCGAUACAGCACCAUCAAAAUCUGUAAUAAAGAAAUAAAUGGAGUGCAAAGGCCGAUAGUGUCAGCACCAUGUGAAGACGAAAUGCCGGAGGAUGCUUGCCAAGAUCUAUUUCCAAUGUCGGUGGAGAUUCGCAUCCAUAAUGAUGACCCGUAA